AAUGAAGGGCGUCAAAAAUAUUCUUUACGAAUUAGAAUCGGAAGGUUUUCGAAGUUUGAAGCAUCUCAAAGUUGAAGACAAUGAUGAGAUUCAGUAUAUUAUCAAGUCUAUGGGGCUUCUUGAUUCUGUCUUUCCUAGUUUGGAGUCAAUUACCCUGUGGAAUGUGACUAAUUUGGAACGGAUAUACUACACACGACUUCCAACGAAGACUUUUUGUAACUUGAGAGUGGUAAAUGUGAGGAACUGUCGUAAGUUGGAAUUUGUCUUCUCCUCAUCUAUGGUUGAAUGCUUUUCACACCUCCAAAAAAUGAAGAUAGAAGAUUGCGAGAUAAUGAGUGCAAUAGUUGCGAUAGAAAGAGAAGAAGAAAUUGAGGUCAAUAGUGACGACAGCAUUAUGUUUGCAAAUCUCCAUUCUUUAGAAUUAAGGAAGUUAUUCAAGUUAAAGGGCUUCCUUUCUGUUGUCGAUUCUCGUGUACUUUUCAACGGGAAGGUUGUCUUUCCGAUCUUGAAGAAUUUGGAAAUAAAAGGCAUUAAUAGCAUGAAUAUGAUCUGGCCCAACCAACUCAUUUCAGAUUUCUUUGGCAAACUAGAAACACUAAACGUUUCAGGUUGCGCAAAUCUUAAAAAAAUUGUUCCGCCCAAUAUGUUGAGAAUGCUCCGAAAUCUAAAAGAAUUGAAUAUAAAAAGAUGUGGCUCCAUAGAAGAGGUAUUUGAUAUCCAAGGGACAAAUAAUGUUGAAGAAUCACGUGAUAUAGUAGCCGCUGAACUUAUAUCCUUAACAUUAAGAAAUCUGGAAAAAGUGAAGCACGUGUGGAGUAUGGAUCCUCAAGGAAUAAUCACCUUUGGGAAAUUACGUACCAUAAAAAUUGAGGGUUGUUCCAGUCUAAAAAGUGUUUUUCCAACAUCUGUGGCGACGGCUCUUAUGCAACUUGAGAAGCUAGAGAUAAAAGAUUGUGCAACGGUGGAGGAAAUCGUAGCAAAAGAAGAAGGAAUAGAGACAACCAUUUUGUUUGUAUUCCCACAAUUGACCACUCUAGAACUUCAAAAUUUGCCUGAACUCAAAAGUUUUUAUCCAGGAAACCACACUUUAGAGUGGCAGUCAUUGAAAGGCUUGCGCAUUCAAAAAUGCGACAAACUGAAAAUAUUUGGUUCCAAUAAGUCAAGUGUCGAAGAAACAAAUGGGCUGGGCCAUCAUGGUAGUCUUAUUCUACAACCCCUCUUUUUCGUCGAAAAGGUUGUCUUUCCGAUCUUGAAGAAAUUGGAAAUAGAAGGCAUGGAUAGCAUGAAUAUGAUCUGGCCCGACCAACUCAUUUCAGAUUUCUUUGGCAAACUAGAAACACUGACCGUUUCAGGUUGCACAAAUCUUACAAAUAUUGUUCCGCCCAAUAUGUUGAGAAAGCUCCGAAAUCUAAAAGAAUUGAAGAUAGAAAAAUGUGGCUCCAUAGAAGAGGUAUUUGAUAUCCAAGGGACAAAUAAUGUUGAAGAAUCACGUGAUAUAGCAGCCACUGAACUUAUAUCCUUAACAUUAAGAAAUCUGGAAAAAGUGAAGCACGUGUGGAGUAUGGAUCUUCAAGGAAUAAUCACCUUUGGGAAAUUACGUACCAUAAAAAUUGAGGGUUGUUCCAGUCUAAAAAGUGUUUUUCCAACAUCUGUGGCGAAGGAUCUUAUGCAACUUGAGAUGCUAGAGAUAAAAGAUUGUGCAACGGUGGAGGAAAUCGUAGCGAAAGAAGAAGGAAUAGAGACAACCACUUUGUUUGUAUUCCCACGAUUGACCACUCUAGAACUUCAAAAUUUGCCUGAGCUCAAAAGUUUUUAUCAAGGAAACCACACUUUAGAGUGGCUGUCAUUGAAAGGCUUGCGCAUUCAAAAAUGCGACAAACUGAAAAUAUUUGGUUCCAAUAAGUCAAGUGUCGAAGAAACAAAUGGGCUGGGCCAUCAUGGUAGUCUUAUUCUACAACCCCUCUUUUUCGUCGAAAAGGUUGUCUUUCCGAUCUUGAAGAAAUUGGAAAUAGAAGGCAUGGAUAGCAUGAAUAUGAUCUGGCCCGACCAACUCAUUUCAGAUUUCUUUGGCAAACUAGAAACACUGAACGUUUCAGGUUGCACAAAUCUUACAAAAAUUGUUCCGCCCAAUAUGUUGAGAACGCUCCGAAAUCUAAAAGAAUUGAAGAUAAAAAGAUGUGGCUCCAUAGAAGAGGUAUUUGAUAUCCAAGGGACAAAUAAUGUUGAAGAAUCACGUGAUAUAGUAGUCGCUGAACUUAUAUCCUUAACAUUAGGAAAUCUGGAAAAAGUGAAGCACGUGUGGAGUAUGGAUCCUCAAGGAAUAAUCACCUUUGGGAAAUUACGUACCAUAAAAAUUAAGGGUUGUUCCAGUCUCAAAAGUGUUUUUCCAACAUCUGUGGCGAAGGAUCUUAUGCAACUUGAGAUGCUAGAGAUAAAAGAUUGUGCAACGGUGGAGGAAAUCGUAGCAAAAGAAGAAGGAAUAGAGACAACCACUUUGUUUGUUUUCCCACAAUUGACCAAUCUAGCACUUCAAAAUUUGCCUGAACUCAAAAGUUUUUAUCCAGGAAACCACACUUUAGAGUGGCCGUCGUUGAAAGACUUGUGCAUUCAUAAAUGCGACAAACUGAAAAUAUUUGGUUCCAGUAAGUCAAGUGUCGAAGAAACAAAUGGGCCGGGCCAUCAUGCUAGUCUUAUUCUACAACCCCUCUUUUUCGUCAAAAAGGUAACAACUUCCCUUGCAUGUCAUUAUAUUUUGUUAAUAUAUAGUAUAUAUACUCAUUGGAUUAUAUGUGGGUGGAGUAGGCUGAGUUCAGGCCCUAGUGGUUGCAUUCAAACUGCACAUACUUGUUUAAGAAUUCUCGCUCAAAUAGAUUUGUCAUAUGUGAAUUGCGAGCAAAACAUAAAAUUUUGGUGGGCUUGAAAAUUGAGACGCCCUUCAAUUAAUAAAACUAGUAUGUAAUAAGCACAAGAAUGAUGAAUUUUAGUGAUGCUAUUGAUGUUAGUUUAGGUUAUUAAACAUAUAAAAUAUAGUUUGGCAGUACAUUUGGAGGUACUAAAAUAGUUUUUCCUUGCAAUUUUCAUGAUAUUAGUUAAGCCAAGUUUCUCAUUGCAUUGCUAUUACAUAUAUAAUUUUAAAAAUCACUAUUGGGUACUACAUAUACUACAAUAUCAAUUCAAAAUUAUUUUCCAUGAAAUUCUAUUAGAUACAACACAAAAUAAAAUAAUAAAUUAGUCAAAUAGAAUCUCGCAAAUUGAAUAGGGAUGAGUGCAUGGAAUCGCUCAGUUCAAUUAUUGUUUGUUACGUUCAAUAUUUUCUCAUAUAAAUUAUCUAAAUAGAAAU
Messenger RNA from Quercus robur (English oak), 3340 nucleotides. RefSeq names its product putative disease resistance protein At4g19050. NCBI's taxonomy places the organism in Eukaryota, Viridiplantae, Streptophyta, Magnoliopsida, Fagales, Fagaceae. The transcript is spliced from 4 exons. Bases 2 to 2920 code for a protein of 972 amino acids. The record is from RefSeq and is a predicted model, not a curated record.